AUGGAAAAAACGGAACAUCCACUCCUCUCACUGGGCUGCACCAGCAAUGCGCAUGCACUGCUGGUGCUACCACGCGGGUACAUCGACACCAGAUUCCAUCGGCGAACACUUGCAACCUUGACCCAGGGGGAAAAGGUACUGAUCUCCGCACGCUUGGAAAGCUGGACAGGCAUCGACAAGAACAGCAAUGUCUCCUCCAGCCCAUUUCCGGAUCAACUGCGCGUCAACGUGGUGCUCGAUUGCGGAGCGCGACUCGGGUUUCGUGUAUUCAGCAAGGUUCAGGAAUGGCUCGAAAUUCUCCGCGAAAAACCGCGUGAGAUCCAGUUCAUCGCGGCUCUUGUGGUUCACCCUCAAUUCGGUGCAUCCCUGACCCAGGUUGCCCUUGGAGCUUGCACGAACUCCGUGACCGUGCACUAUGCGGGCAAGCCAGGCGCAUCGGGUGAACUGAUUCAGCACACCAUCGCAGGCCUGCGUGGCGCCCAGGAAUGCGUCAUGCAAGCUGCCAAGCUGAUGAUGGAGCAACGCGGCGUUGUGGCAACACUGCGCCAGCACGGCUACACCGAAGUGAGGGCCUUCAUACGGGAUCUUCACUUUCCCUCGGCCCCCGAGGCAGGCUAUCGAGCGCUUGCCGCAGCACGCGCCGCAGCCAUCGCCGAAGUGCAUGGGCUACUGCCUAUUCCACCUGUUCGCGCACCCCUGGGCUACGACCUGGACAAGCACCUGAUCGAAGCCGUGAAGGCUCAGCCUGAGCAACUGAGCAAGGAACAGCGCUGGGCACUCAACCAGAUCCGCGUCUCGAUGCUCGCUGGCAAAGGUUCGCGCAUCCUGCUCAACGGGGACGUUGGCACUGGCAAAACCCUUGUUUUCACCCUCGCAGCUGGCGCCGUUGGACGCGCCUGCAAUGAACCUGUAGCGAUCAUGGCUCCCAGUGAUCUUGUUGCGCGACAGAUUUACGAAAACGCAGUGAAGCGCUUCCCCGAUCUUGAGCCCCUGCUUGUAAUCGGCGGCUCGAACGACAACCGGCCCAGCAAGUUCUACGUUGGAACCCAGGCACUGCUUGCGCGCAGCCUUCCGAAACUGGCCCUGAUCGUGGUGGAUGAGCAGCACAAGUUCUCGGUGGCGCAGCGCAUGGCCUUGGCGCACGAUGAAACCCACCUCAUCGAAGCCAGCGCCACCCCGAUUCCACGGUCUCUUGCGCUCGCCCUCUUCGGCGAAUGGACCAAUGUCCAGAUCAAGACCCCACCAGUGGAGCGUCACAUCACCUCGCGCUGGUUGAGUGAAGAAGAGCGCCGUCAGGCAAACCUCAUCGUGCGCCAACACCUGGAUGCUGGGCGCAAAGUGAUGUACCUCUACCCAUCGGUCAAAGGCGAUGGGCUGCUCAACGCCGCCGAACGCCUGAAGCAAGCCUUCCCAGGCAAGGUCGUGGCCAUGCACGGCCAGUGCAACGAAAAACUGGCAGCACUGGAAUCCUUCAAGAGCGGAGCCACCCCCAUUGCAGCCGUCAGCACGGUCGUGGAAGUAGGCUUGGACGUUCCAGACAUUGGGGUCAUGGUGGUCAACGGUGCGGAUCGCUUCGGGAUGGCCCAGCUCCACCAGUUGCGCGGCCGACUGAUGCGCGCUGGCGGUGCAGGUGACUUCAUCCUCUACACCAAGACCAAGAAGCUGGCAGUGCCCACCAGACGCCGACUGGAAGCCAUCUGCUCGACGUCUGAUGGAUUCACCUUGGCCGAAGCCGAUCUGGCGAUUCGAGGCUUUGGCGAGCUCUUGGGCGAAUGCCAGGCAGGCGCAGCAAGCCAGCUAUUCAAGUUGACCGAUCUAAAGCCCGAGGACUUUCUAGAGCAUAGUGGUUGA
Messenger RNA from Xenopus tropicalis (tropical clawed frog), 1851 nucleotides. Its product is annotated as ATP-dependent DNA helicase RecG-like. Bases 1 to 1851 code for a protein of 616 amino acids. The record is from RefSeq and is a predicted model, not a curated record. Gene Ontology annotation, molecular function: ATP binding; nucleic acid binding; hydrolase activity. Gene Ontology annotation, biological process: DNA repair. The transcript has a single exon. NCBI's taxonomy places the organism in Eukaryota, Metazoa, Chordata, Amphibia, Anura, Pipidae.